This is a messenger RNA of Ascochyta rabiei, 1179 nucleotides long. RefSeq lists its product as uncharacterized. NCBI's taxonomy places the organism in Eukaryota, Fungi, Ascomycota, Dothideomycetes, Pleosporales, Didymellaceae. The record is from RefSeq and is a predicted model, not a curated record. The transcript has a single exon. The coding region runs from base 1 to 1179 and encodes 392 amino acids.
AUGGGUCAAGAUCUCGAACCUGACAAUGCCAUUCUCUCGGCAGUCUUCCCCCAUGCCAAACCAGUCUCGGUUACCAUCCUCGCCAAAACAUUCGAUACAUGCAAGUUCAGGGCACAAUUCGACACGCAGCCAUGCAAAGAUUGGCCCAUGGAUCUAAUAGUUUACAUGCAAAUCUUCGACGACGUGCCAGUACUCGAAGUCGUCACGGCUCUUGGAAGAGCUGCCAAUCAUCAGUUCCCAGGACUUGUGCCAGAAACUUUCACUUGCAAGAAGGCUUUGACCUCUGACGGAAGAGAUGUGGAAUACACGGUGGCCAGGUAUUUGACAGGAACUGUGACUUUGGAAAAGGUCUGGCCCUCUCUGUUGACUGAGCAGAAAGAGUCGCUAGUGGAUGCAAUCGUUAUGGCGGCUAAGCAGGUCCACACACUAAAGAGCACGGAUCCUGUCGUUAAGGAGCUUUUAGCAGACACUCCGUUCGUAAACAGUGAUGGUGGGAUAUGUAUCGGAGGACCAAGGAGCGGUUAUUCGAAAAACAUUCGAGAAUUUCUCACGCAUCUCGUCGAGAAGAAUCAGUUGAGGAGGUCUCCUACCUCUGAUAUUGUCGAGAAUGCAAGCGGCUUACUCAUUCACUCAUCAUUACCGGAGCUGGGGCAAGUGCUUCUUACCAACGAAGAUAUCGACAGCCUUGGCAGAAACAUUGUACUAUCACACAACGACAUUGAGCCAAGGAACAUUUCAGUGCAAGCUAUUAUGGCGGAGGACGGUUCUACCAACUACGAAUUGGUUGGUCUCGUUGACUGCCACAGAGCUGGAUUCUUCCCAUUCGCGUUUGAGACGGCAGAAAAGGAUCUUUCGCUUGGCAACGAGAAUUUGUUCCUGGACUGGUAUAUGCUCUUCAAAGAGAAGACGAGAUCCAUGAUACCACCUGGAGGCGCGUCCGAAAAACUCAUCAGAGCGGCGCGAAUCAUCACAAAGUCGAAGUGCAUGCAGCAAAAGACGAGUGUCAUGGCCGAAUUCCGCAGACGCUGGCUUGAGAAAGAAGGUCUGGACCUUAGCGACGAUGUACUGACAGGAUGGGAACGUACGAAGUCCAAUAAUGCGAGGGGGCAAGAACCGUGGGUCUUCUCUCUGGAAGAGAACAUCAGAUUAUAUGACCAAGUAGCCCAGGAUUGUCAAUAA